UACUCGCGCGAGUCACACUAAAACAAAUAAUGCCGGGUUCUUAAAAACACAAAGUUUACUUAACCUUUUUGUCCCUGAACAUGUCUUCAUCAGUAGCCAUCUUGGGUGGAGGUAUCUCCGGUUUAUCUGCUGCUUACUAUUUAUCUAAAGCGUCACCCAAGAGUAAAAUUCUUGUGAUUGAAGGAUCUAAAAGAGUAGGUGGCUGGAUUCGUAGUCAAAGAGUUCCUCCCGGCUAUCAUUCAUCUGCGCCAUCAUUACCAACCGACCCAAACAAUGUGCUUUUCGAAGUCGGCCCUCGAAGUUUGCGUCCAGUUGGUCCAGGCGGUGCUGCCAUUUUAUCUAUGUCAAAAGAUCUCGAAUUACAACAAGAAAUGAUCUUUGUUUCAAAAACAGAUCCUUCGGCAAAAAACAGAUACAUUUACUAUCAAAAUCAGAUCAACACUUUACCAACCUCAUUGUCGUCCUUAAUAUUGAACCAACCACCUGUAUUCAAGUCCGUUUUAAAAUCAAUUAUGACCGAGCCUUUUGUUCCUACCUCAACCAAGGAUGAUGAAUCACUUUAUUCCCUGGUUGCACGUCGUUUUAACGAUCAUGUGGCAUUAAAUUUGGUUGGAGCUAUUACACAUGGUAUUUACGCAGGUGAUGCGAAACAAUUAUCAGUAAAGUCAACCAUGCGUAUACUUUACGAGGCCGAGAAAAGAAGCGGUAGUGUUGUUAGAGGUAUGUUUGGAAAGACUGCUCCUUUAUCUAUUGCAGAACAAGCAAUGAUUGAUGAACUUGAUGAUGGUGGAAAAACAACAAGGGAGACCAGUGUCUUUGGGUUCAAGCAAGGUACUGAGACUUUGGUUUCAAAAUUAAGAUUAUAUCUCAGCCAGCAAAGCAAUGUUACCAUUAUCACUGAAAAGCAAGUGAAGAAGCUGACGAAGAACAAAAAUGGUGAUAAAUUAAAGAUUUAUGCGGAUGAUACUUCCGUCCAAGUUGAUCAUGUCAUUUCGACUAUACCGUCAAAAAAAUUAAACAUAUUAUUACAAAAAUCCUUACCCAACCUAUCUCAUAAUCCAUCUGUCGACGUUGCUGUCAUCAAUUUUGCAUAUGACAACAUCUCAUUGAAAUACAACGGCUUUGGAUUUUUAACACCCCAUCCAGAUUCCCACUACAAAAUACCCGUACCUGGAACUUUAGGCGUUGUAUUUGAUUCUAAUGCUAUGCAUGGCCAAGAAAAAAAUGACAAACUAGUAAAAUUGACUGUUAUGAUGGGAGGACAUAUGUGGAAUAGUGCUUUUGAUGGACUACGUGUGGACCAAGUAGAUCCAGAAUUCGUGCAUCAAAGAGCGAGUGAAGCACUUAGAGUAUACUUGGGGAUUGAAGAGAUCCCAAAAUACAGCAUGGUCAAUAUCUUACCAGAAUGCAUCCCUCAGUAUGUGGUUGGGCAUGAAGCAAGGCUAGGAGAGCUUCACCAACACAUGAAACAAGAAUAUGGACAUCUUUUGAGUGUAACUGGUGCAAGUUAUCUCGGUGUGAGUGUUCCAGACUGUGUGAAAAAUAGUAAACUAUUGGUGCAGGACCUUCUUGAUACCGGUGCAUUAGGAUUGCGUGAAAACGUUGUCACUGGUUUAAAUAGAGUUAUCCAAUAAGCGGCAUUGAAAAACAUAAACAUUAAAUGAUAGAUGCGCAUAAUGAUGCCAAGAUUGUGUCGACAAGCUCGUUUGGAUUAGAUCCUUUUUUUUAAAAGUCCAUUCCAAGAUUUUUAGUCAAAACCUUCUCAAUAUUUCUUACAUCGCAAUAAAAGUUUUCUUUUCUUCCCCAACAA
Messenger RNA from Mucor mucedo, 1810 nucleotides. Its product is annotated as protoporphyrinogen oxidase. The record is from RefSeq and is a predicted model, not a curated record. Gene Ontology annotation, biological process: heme biosynthetic process. Bases 81 to 1634 code for a protein of 517 amino acids. Gene Ontology annotation, molecular function: protoporphyrinogen oxidase activity, oxygen as acceptor. Gene Ontology annotation, cellular component: mitochondrial inner membrane. The transcript is spliced from 3 exons. Lineage: Eukaryota; Fungi; Mucoromycota; Mucoromycetes; Mucorales; Mucoraceae.